Molecule: messenger RNA, 3120 nt
Organism: Stylonychia lemnae
Lineage: Eukaryota; Ciliophora; Spirotrichea; Sporadotrichida; Oxytrichidae
Source: the annotation of a GenBank genome assembly
AUGAUGAAAGGUCCGAAAAAGGGUCUCAAGUUUGGGGCCAAGAAAAAUAAUCUUGAUGAUUUCAUCGAAUCUGAAUUUACCAAGAUCAAUAAGAAUUAAGCACCUUAGGCUGAAGAUGGGGAGUUUGGCAGUGGAAAUGAUGAUGGAUCAAAUCAAUAUGGAGGAGCUCCAGGAGGCGGUUUUAAUUCUGGAUAGAAUAGUAAUUAUGAAAGAAGUCCUAAUGUCGGCUACUCUGGAGCUGUGCCAAGUUCAGGCAUCACUAGUUCGUCUGGAGCAAAGAAAAAUCCUUUAGCUUUUAAACCAUUUGAUGUGAAAAAGAAGCUAGGAGCAGCAAGUGGAAACAAGCCAUUAUUCGGUUCUGUUUAGAAUAACAAUAAUCAACUGAACAUAGACGAAUCAGGGGCAAUAGAAGAUAGCUCAUCUGGUAAUGAUCGCGGGUAUACUCCUUCAAGCAAUUUAAAGAAUUUAGGAGCAAUAAAGCAGUAAAUAGAUAUAUAGGGUGGCAGUAACAAUACACAGAGCAAUACAUCAAUACUUUCAAAACCCCAAUUGAAUUCAGGUGGCAAAGCUACUCUCCCCUCGAGCGUUGUGAAAACAUAUAAAAUUAAGCCAAGGCAGAAAUUCAUGAUGGAUGAGCCUGAUGUGAAAGCAAGCGGUUUAAACUAUGCUAAAUUAAAUGUUGAAGAAGACGUAGUUGAAAGUUUAAAGGAUGAUGAUUAUAAUAGAUAAAUGAACAGACCAGGACAGAUGAAAUUAGGAGGAUUACCACCUACUUCUCUUGGAACGAAACCUAAGAUUAUUCCAAGUACUAACACAAAGUAACUUGGCCCUCAAUUUAUGAGAGACAAGCUAAAGAAUCAAGAUAACUCUAGAACUGAGAAACGCCCACCUUCAGCUUAGAAAGACAUCAAAUAAAAGUCAAAUUAGGGCACUGAUGAUGAUGACUAUAGCGAUGGUGGUUUUGAAGACAAUGCUGACGAUGGUAAGGAUGAAGAUCAACUUGAGAAGUUAAGAAAAGCUAUGGAUCGUGAAAACAAAAGGGCUAUUAAGCAUAUAGAGUAGAAACCUCAACUAUUGUAAUAGAACCCAGGAGGAAACUAAGGUGGGCCAAAAGCACCUUCUGGGAAUAACGCUAUGCAAAAUUUAGAUUCUUUUGCCAAAAAUCGUGGACUAAUUGUUGGUGAAAAGGUCGAUCACUUAGCUGCUAACUAAUAACUUAUCAGAGCAGAGGAACUUAGAGAGCUUGUGGGCUUAGGAUAGGAAGAAUUUUUCAAUAUGUUUGAGAUGGUGCCUUAGACACCUUAGGACGUCUAUUUCUCAAAAUUAACAACUGGUGUCAUUAAAACUUCAUGCAUUUCAACUGCUGAUGAAAAUAUUGAGAGAGAUAUAUAAACUGAGGACUUAGGGGAGGAAAGCAAGUUCAAUCAGGCUCCAGAAGACAUGAUGACUAACUAUAACAAAAAUAAGACUACAUAUCAGCGCAGGAAGAAGAAGGAAAAUGAGGCUUUGUAGCUUGAGAAGUUCUUGCAGAGAGCUGGUCCAGUAAUGGAAACUGUGCUAGAUGAAAAUGAGUGGCUAUCAUUUUUAGGAAACAGGGAACAAGCUUCAAAGAGAAACGCUGUCGAGUUGAAGUAAAACUUGAAAUUCCCAAUGGAAUUACUCAUGCUAUUUAUUUAAAACUUCAAGGAACCUCAGAUCCAAAAGAUCUCAUGUGUUCACAUGUUCGAGUCAUCUCCUCAAGCGAAAUGUGCAGUUUCUUAUGUAAUAAAACUCCAUAAUGGAGAUAUGGUUUAUCUAACCAUUGUGUAUUCAGUUCUUGCAAAUACAGCUAUUAGGAUCCUUAGAAGCGAAUCAGAAGUCACCUAAAUGUGUACUCCAGGUGAUGACAGUAUCUUAAUUCUAGGGACAGUCCAUGGUUCAUUACUUCUAUAUGAUUUGAAGGAAUUCGAUCUCAGCAAUAAUGCACGCAGUAAUGAGUUGAACUUUGAUGCUUUGAUGAGUUUGAAGGAGGAAGACCCUGAUUCUCAAUCAGAGUUCGAUGAGCACUAAAAUAAAAUGCAAUAGUUGAGAAACCGCUACAAUAUUUAAUGGCCUACUUUUUCAACAGAUGGACUGCCUAAUUAUAUGCACUUUGCACCAGUUAAGAGACUUCUGUUUGUCUCUAAAUUCGGUGGGGGUUCAGCAUAAAUAGGAGUCAUAGAUGAACUUUUGACUUUAAGUACUUGGAGUCUAAUUGAAACUUAGAGUGCAGUCCUUGGAGAUAGAGCUUUCAAUGAAUUUGACUUAAAUAUGAGCAUGGGUGGAAGAUUCAAACUACUUGAAAACUACUCAGAAAACCUAAUGAUUAUGCCUGAAGUCAUGGGGCAUCAUGGAAAUAUUCAUGAUGUAAGCUAGAGUCUCGAACUUGAGUUUGACAAUACUGAUCCAAACACUUUUUAUUUCUCAGUUAUAGAAGGACUGUUUAAAUUUAACAGAAGACAGUCUCCAAUCCCAACUAGAUUGGAUACUGAAGGUCUUGGUGCACCAACUGCUUUAUCAAUGUCUGAUAAGGGUUACUUGCUAGUAGGAUUCACUUGUGGAUCAAUAGGAAUGUAUCAUGAGAACUAUACUUCCCCAAUUACCAUAUGGUAUCAUGCCUGCAACUAAGCUAUUACCCAGAUUAAAUGGUGUUAUCUGUACUUCUAGGAUGACCAGGCAGGAUUAUCAGCAUCUCCAGAAAAAAGACCAAAGCAGUAAGCAGAUGGAGUUUCAGAGUUGUCAAAUGUCAAGUUCGCUACUCGUUUGUGUGAAUUCUUCGCGAUUGACCAAGCAGAAGAUUUUUAUAUCUGGAACAUGCAGAAGUCUCUAAAUAAAUCUGCACAUGUCAUACACUUCAAUGAAAAGCAUAGCAGCUAAACAUCAUAGAAAAUAUUCAGAAUAUCAAUGACGUGUCCAGAUCAAUCCUUCUUCACAGCUUUCGCUCUCUCAGACUUCUCUGUUAACAUGUACCUAAUGAACUUCAAAAAAGGAUCUUAAAUCACUAAAGAAAAGCUGACUCUCGAGAACAAGAAAUCCUACAAAAUUAUUUCUACUUUACCCCUAAACGCCUAGUCGACAACUCUGAUAAGCCAGCAGUAAUGA